AUGGCCAUUGUGGACACUCCUUUGGCACUGAGAUGUGCUGCUGAAUUCAUUGGGGCAUUUUUGCCCUUCUUUUCGGUUGGUUUCAAUGUACUGUCUGGAGCUGCAGUAUUUGGCGGGCUGUCCCUGGCAACCUCUUUGACCGUCUUGACCUACGCACUUGCAGGACUCUCUGGCGCCAAUUUCUCACCAGCAGUGACGCUGGCGCUCUGCACCAGCAAGAAACUUGGAGGGCCUGGACUGGACUUUGGAACCUCCGGCACGUACAUUGCAGUACAAUUGCUUGGUGGACUGUGUAGUGGUCUUUGCUUUGUGAAUGUUUUUGCUGAUUCGUUCAGGCUAGGACCCGGAGCUGGCUUCAGCUGGGUGGGAGCUUGCCUUUGCGAGUUCCUUUAUUCUAUGUUCUUUUGCUUUGUGGUGCUUAAUACCACAGCUGCAAGGGCAUACAGCUCCGAGGGGAACCAAUUCUAUGGCCUCGCGAUUGGUGCCAUGGCUUUGGCUGCCUCAUAUGCAGCAGGGCCAGUUUCUGGUGGCCUCAUCAACCCAGCCAUCACCAUUGGUGCUGACCUUGCAGGCGCUGGUGCGGGCUUUGGGAAGUCCUUGAUUUACGCAGUCUUUCAGCUGCUCGGCGCUGCAUUUUCGGCAUUGCUUUUCAAAAUGGUGAGACCAUUGGACUUUGAUGAAAACGAGACUCCCCGAAGUAGGCUUAUCAGCGAGAUGAUUGGCACCUUCGCCCUGGUCUUGACCGUCGGACUCGCGGUCCUGGCGAAGACUCCCAUGGCUGUUGUUGCAAUCGCUGGGUGUCUUGUUGCCAUGGUCUAUGCUCUUGGAGAUGUGUCAGGAGCACAUUUCAACCCGGCAGUAACUGUUGCAGUCUUGGUGUCCGGGCAUGAUCCGGACAUGAUUCCAAAGCGUGCUGGGUACUAUAUUGGAUCACAGCUGCUCAGUGCCAUCAUCGCUGGUUGGUGUUUUUGUUUGCUCCACAACGGCAACUCCUUCGUUGUGGCACCGGGAGAAGGAUUCAGCCUGGCUGCAGCUGCAGUGGCCGAGAUGUUCUUCACCGGGCUUCUGGCCUUCGUCGUCUUGGGUGUCGCCGUGGCGCCGAAGACCAAGAGCUUUCAGAUCUUCGGCCUGGCCAUAGGCUUCUGUGUCGUGGUGGCUGGCUUCUCUGUGGGCAAUGUCUCCGGCGCCUUCCUAAAUCCUGCCGUCUCGGUCGGAGUGGCCGCCAGUGGAGCUGGCUGGAGCAGCGUGAAGACUGCUGUCCGCUACACUACCUUCCAGCUUUUGGGUGGAAGUGUUGCCGGUGGUUUGAACUAUCUCCUUCACAGCGAGGUGUCUGCUGCGGGAGAAACUACGAAGUUACUGGGCGCAGCCUGA
Messenger RNA from Durusdinium trenchii, 1374 nucleotides. Lineage: Eukaryota; Dinophyceae; Suessiales; Symbiodiniaceae. The record is from the annotation of a GenBank genome assembly.